AUGGAAGGAGAGACGGUACCCGAGGCCAGGAGAGCAGCCAGCAAAGCCACACGGAUCGCCCUCGGCAUCUUUGUGAGUGGCACCGUUGUGCUUGGAACCGUGCUUUUCUUGGUUAGCCAAGGUCUUAUAAAGUUUCAUCCGAAGCAACAGUACUGUUUGACCUCAGAAUGCAUUGAAGCUGCUGCUGGCAUCCUAAGCAACAUAAAUCAAUCCGUAGAUCCGUGUGAGAACUUUUAUCGAUUUGCGUGUGAUGGCUGGAUAUAUAAUCACCCUAUUCCUGAAGACAUGUCAAACUAUGGUGUUUAUCCUUGGCUGCGACACAAUGUGGACCUCAAACUAAAGG
Molecule: messenger RNA, 343 nt
Organism: Pelecanus crispus (Dalmatian pelican)
Lineage: Eukaryota; Metazoa; Chordata; Aves; Pelecaniformes; Pelecanidae
Source: RefSeq, a predicted model, not a curated record